AUGGGACAGAUGGGGCAGAUGGGACAGAUGGGGCAGAAGCAGAAGAAGGAGAAGAAGCAGAAGAAACAGAAGCGUGUCCAGAACGAGGAGGACGAAGAACAGCCGUGCAGAAGUGAUCCGUAUAGGUGCGACCCCCGCAGAGGUAAGCCCCACCCGCGCGAGACCAAGCCUGAUCGGUGCAACGCCCCAGGUAGGCAGGAACGCAAAGUGAAGCGAAUAGAAGGGGUGGGCAUAGGGAAGAGAAGAUGUAGCCCCCAAAACACGCAUCUGAGACGGGUACAUGGAGAGCAUGAAAACAGUCUAACAAAAUUCAUGCAAAGGAAUGGGAGUCUCCGUUUGAUGCACUACCUGGAUGAUUUGAAAAGGAUCUACUUCUGUACAGAACGCGCAGCCGACACGUACAGAAUGAUGAUCAGCGACAUGGACGCUAAUAUGGGGGCUGCCCGGAGGAAAGACGAAGUGAGGGGCUUCGCGGAGAAGCAAUACCUGGUGAGCUCCACCAUUGAACUAUUUUACAACCUGGGCAAGGAGGUUAUGCACUUUACCCACCUGAUGAAACCCAGAAGGCACGAAAUAGCCAUGAGAAAAAAACUCGUAAAAAAUGUCGAAAUUUUCUUAAAAGGAAUAUACCCACAAGUAUAUGUCCUCAUUUUUGGAUCAUGUAAUACAGAUCUUGAUCUAUACAACUCAGACAUAGAUAUUUGCAUCUACAACAGUAUCGAAAAUGACAAAACAAAUAUCAAAAAAUUAUCAAAUGAAAUGAAAAGAAAUCAGCUUUUUCAAAAUGCAGAUAUUAAAACAAUCAUACAUGCCAAAGUACCAAUAAUUAAAUGCUUUUUUACAAAAAUGCAAAUAUCAAUAGAUUUUUCUUUUAACCAAAUUAGUGCUAUCGUCAGUACUGUACAGACACAAAAAGCUUUAAAAGAAAAGUCUCUCCUAAAAUAUGUCGUGAUUUUUUUCAAAAUUUUUUUAUCAGAAUAUGACUUAAAUGAUGCAUAUCAAGGAGGCAUUAGUUCUUUUAAACUUUUUCUUAUCAUUAUGAAAUUUGUGAAAGAACAAUGCUUCGUUUUUUCUGGAAAAAAUAUUUACCUCUACAUUGGAGAAGUGGUUCAUAAAUUCGUUUCAUAUUUGUCCUUGUUUAGGGAUAAGUCCGAGGAGAGCAUGGCUUCUUUCUUCUCCGCCAUAUGUAGCUGCGCCCUUCCCGCAGGACCGGCCAGUCGAGUUGCGCAGCCUGCUGGUCAAGGUGCUUACCCUUUUGGUCAAGCCGCUCACCUUGAUGGCCACGCCGCUUACCUUGAUGGCCACGCCGCCAAUCGAAGUGGUCGGGAGGCUACCCCCCUGCGGGCGACCCCCGAACUUGUGAAUCGAAAAAGUAUGAGAGUUAUUAAGAAGCUCUUUAGUAACAUAUUUUGUAAAUUAGGAGUGACGAACCGAAGUCUAAAAGAGAAGAAUGCAGAUCUCUCAUUUGAAAAAUUAUUUCAAGUCAGGCAAUGCAUGAAGGAGGCCCUGUACUCCCUAUCAGAUGUGCUCAUAUACCUUGUGAGGAAAAAAAAUAAAAAUAUUUCUCCAAAGUACGAUACUGCCAUCUUUGAGGAUGCUCUCUCCAUCGUGGCCUUCUUUCACUUCCUGCGAGAGGAACGACUUAACCGAUUUCUGCGCCACUGCUAUGGGUUUUUCCACCAAAGGGUGUUGUGCCUCUCGGGUAAGCCGGCACACGCCCAGGUGCCCCCAAGUGAUGAUGUCCUCAUCGAGAUUUGUGAAGAGCCAAAUGGGGAGGUCACACAGGAGAAGUACCUCACUCCCGAAAGUACACUCGCCGAGGUGAACACACAGAACGACCAUUUGGGAGACCCCCACGCGGGCAAACUGGAUCACAGCACCCAUUCGAAUAGCCCUCCCCAUUGCCUCUGCCACAGUACAGGUAGUGCACCGGGCGAAAAAAACGAUUGUGCGCCCGGCGAAAAAUCCGAUAGCGCACUUGGCAACCCAGUCAACCGCGCAAAGGGAAUACCCCCCCUCAUGAGCUACUUCCAAUACGACACCUUCGACGAGGUCCAAGCAAACGUCAACCGCCUCUACCUGUCCAUGGGACACAAAACAAAUGAUCAGAAUCGGCUCGUAAAGAAAGUUUGCUCCAAGUUGGUAAUUCUAAAUUCCAUAUUGGACUUAAAUAAAGUUUUGUCCAAUAGAUUUCAUUACCAUCAAAUAUUUUUGCCUCCCCCAGAGGAGAGGAAGCGUAACGGAUCAACCGCUUGGCCGGAGGUGGGUGUCCCGCAGGAUGAAGACGAGUUGGCUGCUCUCAAAAUGCAGAUGCUGGCCAACUUGGUCAGGUUUAAAAACUACGACCCCAGUGCGGUCAUGGGUCUGGAAAUCAAGAGCGAGUUUUUUGUGAACAGCGCAGAGACGGUGUUCAACGGAGGCGUGGCGCAGAGAGUACAACCCCUUCUUCGAAAGGGCAGUUGA
Plasmodium cynomolgi strain B is the source of this 2463-nucleotide messenger RNA. RefSeq lists its product as hypothetical. NCBI's taxonomy places the organism in Eukaryota, Apicomplexa, Aconoidasida, Haemosporida, Plasmodiidae. The coding region runs from base 1 to 2463 and encodes 820 amino acids. Gene Ontology annotation, biological process: RNA 3'-end processing. Gene Ontology annotation, molecular function: mRNA binding; poly(A) RNA polymerase activity. The transcript is spliced from 2 exons. Gene Ontology annotation, cellular component: nucleolus; TRAMP complex. The record is from RefSeq and is a predicted model, not a curated record.